This is a messenger RNA of Perognathus longimembris pacificus (Pacific pocket mouse), 803 nucleotides long. RefSeq names its product small vasohibin binding protein (gene Svbp). The record is from RefSeq and is a predicted model, not a curated record. Gene Ontology annotation, biological process: negative regulation of protein ubiquitination; protein secretion. Gene Ontology annotation, cellular component: apical part of cell. Bases 277 to 477 code for a protein of 66 amino acids. Lineage: Eukaryota; Metazoa; Chordata; Mammalia; Rodentia; Heteromyidae. The transcript has 3 exons.
GGGCCCGCCGGGCCCCGGGUGGCUGCUGUCCCCGCGGACAGUUGCGGGGGAAGCCCGGGCCCAGGCCUGGCCUCGGAGCGCCGCUGUCCCCGGGCCGCCUCGGCGGAGGCCCGCGCGGCAGCUGUCUAAGGAGGCCGGGGGAGUGACCGUGGUCCCAUUUGACCGAGGGGGGAAGUCGAGGCAGGACCGAGGGCUUCCGAUCUUACUCUUGCCACCUGUGCUCUGCGCCUCACCUGUCAAAGACCAGCCGACCACGAAGUACUCAGCAGCCAAGCCAUGGAUCCACCUACACGGAAAGAAAAAUCCAAAGUGAAAGAACCUGUCAGCCGGGUGGAGAAAGCGAAGCAGAAAUCCGCUCAGCAGGAGCUGAAGCAGAGACAAAGAGCAGAGAUCUAUGCCCUCAACAGAGUCAUGACAGAGCUGGAGCAGCAGCAGUUCGAUGAGUUCUGUAAACAGAUGCAGCCGCCCGGGGAAUGAGCCAGUCCUGGGUUUCACACGGAGACCUUGGAGCCUUGUGAGCGAGCCUGUGCCCAGUAUUGAGCUGAGAUGGCCUAUUUGGAGCCUUACAGAACUAGACAAGAAGACUUUAGUGGAUAACUCUGAACUUCCUAUGUGUAAUUUCUGCUUCACUGAGUCUUCCAGUGAGGACCUAGUGAACUCUGAAUCACCCAGUGUUUGCUGAAGAAACUUGUCUUCUUCUAAUAGAUUUUUUUUAAACUUUUCUAUUGUUUGAGAAAAAUCAGUGUUUCUUGUAAAAACUGUCUCUUCUCUGAAAAAUACAAAUAAAAUACUAAUGAAAUGUU